Molecule: messenger RNA, 447 nt
Organism: Vigna unguiculata (cowpea)
Lineage: Eukaryota; Viridiplantae; Streptophyta; Magnoliopsida; Fabales; Fabaceae
Source: RefSeq, a predicted model, not a curated record
AUGAAAGGGCUAGGAGGGCCCGACAAACCGGACGAGUCGAUCGGGCCCAACGACCCGGAGAAUUUGGGAGAGCUCGAUGACCCGAACGGGCCCAACGACAAGGAAAAUUCGGGUGAGCCCGAUGACCCGAACGGGCCAAGUGGGGCCGAUGACCCAAACGGGUCAGGCAGGCCCAAUGACCUGAACAGGCCAAGCGAGCCCGAAGAUCCUAACGAGCUAGAUGGGCCCAAAGACCCAAACGAGCUAGGCGGGCUUGAAGACCCGAAGGGGCCAAAUGGGCCCAAAGAACUGAACAUGCCAAGCAGACCCAAAGAACCGAACAGGCUAGGUGGGCCUGAUGACCCGAACGAGCACGGCGGGCCCGAUGACCUAAACGGGCACGGCGGGCCCGAAGACUCAGAUGGACUAGGAUGGGUCGGCCUGACGACUCAGACGAGUCAUGCCUGA